This is a messenger RNA of Cryphonectria parasitica EP155, 940 nucleotides long. RefSeq names its product vacuolar protein sorting 55. The transcript has 2 exons. Lineage: Eukaryota; Fungi; Ascomycota; Sordariomycetes; Diaporthales; Cryphonectriaceae. Gene Ontology annotation, cellular component: Vps55/Vps68 complex; endosome. Gene Ontology annotation, biological process: late endosome to vacuole transport via multivesicular body sorting pathway. The record is from RefSeq and is a predicted model, not a curated record. The coding region runs from base 221 to 604 and encodes 127 amino acids.
GAGCCUCGCCAUUACGACGUAAACACCUGCGAGUCCCUUUAACUUAUAUAUACGAAUUGUCAUAUAGACCAGACGCCGUCUCGCUGCUCAUCAGCCCUCGAUCACCUUCUCGUUCCCCCCUCCUCACGUGGCAUUGGCCAAGGCCUUUCUCCCCUUCCUUCGACAUCGACUACAACCUCGUACCACUCCUCUCCUUCUGACCCCAGGGAUUACAUCCAAUAUGCCCGGCCUCAAAACUAUUAUCGCCCUCUCCUUCGUCCUCGCCGUCGGGUUCCUGUUGGUCAUCCUGUCGUGCGCGCUAUGGAAAAGGUACUAUCCACUGCUGGUCGUGGCAACCUACAUCAUCGCGCCACUGCCCAACUGGAUCUGCAGCCGGUGCGCCAAUCCGGACGAUUACGUUGAGAGCUCAGGGAACGCCGUGCUGGAUCUCGGGAGGUUUUGUACUGGGUUCUUGGUCCUGAUGGGCAUCGCCCUACCCGCCGUCCUUGCGCAUUCCGACCUCAUCACCACCGGGGCCAUGGUCAUGUCCAUCGCCGGCGGUCUCCUUAUCUACGGGACCAUAAUCAGCUUUGGCAUGUUCUUCCAGGAGGAGUCGGACUUCUGACUAGCCGGGGAGGCCGAGUGAAGGCCGACGUCGACAAACCAACGAGCAGUAUCUACGGCUCUCUGGCAGGGAUGGGAUGCUGCGUCUUAAUAAAGAGACGCUCGGGACAGAAAACCAGAAGAAAGCCUUGUCCUGUGUCAGAACUAUCAAAGAAUAUAUUCACUGUACGAUUCAUCGGUCUGUGGACGGGGCAUCGUGGGGUGAUUUUUCCCCUCGUAAGGCGAGGUUUGGGUUUGCUUUUGGGUUUCUCUGGGUCAGGGGGAUUGUUUUAUUCUCUCUCAUGUGGUGCUGGGAAUUAAGUACUUGCGUGCAAUGCAUUUGAAUUUCGAUCUCUCC